GACAGUACAGUAUGUCACAUAAUGACAUUUGACAAUUUUGUACAGUAAAAGUAAAUAUAAGUAAAUAGUAUACGUUUUAAAAAUAAAUAUAGUUUAUAUUUCUAAUGCAUAUAUCCAUAUGUAUAAUAAACAUAUUUUUAUCUUAAAUAUACGCGUAAUCUGAUGUUGUAAAUAGAAUACUUAGUAGAUUAUAUCCAGUCCUGUCAAGCACUUAAGAUUUUGUUCGUGAUUUUAUUACUAUGGAACGAACUUUUAGGAACUUAUUCUUAAUAUGUGUACUCAUUUUAGCAAAUAUCGCUAUAAUUUUAGCAGAAAACGAGCCCAAAGAAGACGAUGAACUCAAACCAACUUUGACAGGAACUGUUGCUGCACCAGGCAGCACCCCAAAUACACGAAAUGUAGGAUUCGUACAUGCCUUUGUGGCUUCUCUUAGUGUAAUACUUGUAUCUGAAAUAGGAGAUAAGACAUUUUUUAUAGCUGCAAUAAUGGCAAUGAGACAUCCAAGAUUAACAGUAUUUGCAGGUGCCAUAUCUGCAUUAAUAGUGAUGACAAUAUUAUCAGCUCUUUUUGGAUGGCUCGUCACUGUGAUACCUAGGGCUUACACUUAUUACAUAAGUACCGCACUAUUCGCCAUAUUUGGAUUAAAAAUGUUGUGGGAAGGAUAUCAUAUGAAGAAAGAUGAGGGACGUGAAGAAUUAGAGGAAGUUCAAAUGGAACUUAGACAAAGAGAGGAAGAGCACGAGAGAGAUGCCAUUCCAGAUAUAGAAACUGGUAGUAGUAAUAGAAGAAAUCAAUCAGUAUGGUAUGAAGUAUCUAGAAUACUAUUACAGGCUUUCACAUUAACAUUCUUAGCGGAAUGGGGCGAUAGAUCUCAAUUGACGACAAUUAUUUUAGGUGCCAGAGAGAAUGUUUACGGUGUUAUAAUCGGAGGAGUGUUAGGACACUCUGCCUGCACGGGUGUGGCUGUGCUGGGAGGAAGAAUGAUCGCUCAGAAAAUAUCAGUAAGAACUGUGACCCUUAUUGGUGGUGUAGUAUUUUUAGUGUUUGCAUUUUCGGCCUUCUUCUUUGAUCCUAAUGCUACAUAGACGAACAAUAUUUUAUAGGUUAUUAUAAUAUAUGUAUGAAGUGUAAAUAAUACGGUAUAAAAAUUACCUCGUUUUGUAUUGAUUUUGUAAAUUUAUUUUAUAAGUAGUUUAAUUAUUAACCUUUCCAGAAUAGAUAACUGUGCAGCAUUUAACAAAACGCAG
Molecule: messenger RNA, 1247 nt
Organism: Psylliodes chrysocephalus
Lineage: Eukaryota; Metazoa; Arthropoda; Insecta; Coleoptera; Chrysomelidae
Source: the annotation of a GenBank genome assembly